Messenger RNA from Dama dama (fallow deer), 10667 nucleotides. It is a transcript of the gene SGIP1, whose product is annotated as SH3GL interacting endocytic adaptor 1. Gene Ontology annotation, cellular component: plasma membrane; clathrin-coated pit; clathrin-coated vesicle. The transcript is spliced from 24 exons. The coding region runs from base 370 to 2907 and encodes 845 amino acids. The record is from RefSeq and is a predicted model, not a curated record. Gene Ontology annotation, biological process: clathrin coat assembly; clathrin-dependent endocytosis. Lineage: Eukaryota; Metazoa; Chordata; Mammalia; Artiodactyla; Cervidae.
AUGGGGACGGGAAAUAGGUUCUGUGUGCUCUCCCGGGGUAUUGUGUCAGGAGAUGCGGGCUGGCUACCAUGUGACGCGGUCCAGAGCUGAAGGGAUUGGCCGAGGCGGCGCAGGCGGUGCAGCUCGGCCGGCUGGCCGUUCCUCUCCCUUUCUCUCGCAGCAUCUUCCUGGGAGCCUGUAGGUGAAGCAGCACCAGCAGCAUCCAUGGCCUAUCUUUGGGGUUAACACUGGUCUCCUUUGGCUUCAGCAGCGGACACAGCAGAUCUCUCGGCGGCAGCAGCGUUGCGAGGACUUAAGCUGAGACCUGGAAUCUUAUCCUCCUGUGUUUUUUCAGACUCUUUGGAAAUUAAGGAAUGCAAUUCUGCCACCAUGAUGGAAGGAUUGAAAAAACGUACAAGGAAGGCCUUUGGAAUACGGAAGAAAGAAAAGGACACUGAUUCUACAGGUUCACCAGAUAGAGAUGGAAUUCAGGGGAAAAAAAAGACCCAGAAGACUCAGCUUCUCCUCACCUCUUGCUUCUGGCUCAGAGCCCUCUCGUUAACUCUGUCUCAGCAGCCCAGCCCACAUGAACCACCCUACAAUAACAAAGCAGAGUGCGCGCGUGAAGGAGGAAAAAAAGUUUCGAAGAAAAGCAAUGGAGCACCAAAUGGAUUUUAUGCAGAAAUUGAUUGGGAAAGAUAUAAUUCCCCUGAGCUGGAUGAAGAAGGUUACAGCAUCAGACCUGAGGAACCCGGCUCUACCAAAGGAAAGCACUUUUAUUCUUCGAGUGAAUCGGAAGAGGAAGAAGAAUCACACAAGAAGUUUAAUAUCAAGAUUAAGCCAUUGCAAGCUAAAGACAUUCUUAAGAACGCUGCAACUGUAGAUGAACUGAAGGCAUCAGUAGGCAACAUUGCACUUUCCCCGUCACCGGUGGGUGCAAUUAAAAGGAACUUAUCCAGUGAAGAAGUAGCGAGACCCAGGCGUUCCACACCAACUCCAGAGCUCAUAAGCAAAAAACCUUCAGAGGACACCACGGCGCUUGCUCCCCUCUUUGGUCCACCAUUAGAAUCAGCUUUUGUUGAACAGAAGACAGAAGUUCUUUUAGAUCAGCCUGAGAUAUGGGGUUCAGGCCAACCAAUUAAUCCAAGCAUGGAGUCGCCAAAGUUAACAAGGCCUUUUCCCACUGGAACUCCUCCACCACUGCCUCCUAAAAAUGUACCAGCCACCCCACCCCGAACAGGCUCCCCCUUAACAGUUGGACCAGGAAAUGACCAAUCAGCCACAGAGGUCAAAAUUGAAAAGCUACCAUCCAUCAGUGAUUUGGACAGCAUUUUUGGCCCCGUGUUAUCCCCCAAGUCUGUUGCUGUUAACGCUGAAGACAAGUGGGUCCAUUUUUCUGACACAUCCCCGGAACGUGUUACUCCAGAGUUGACUCCAAGGGAAAAGGUGGUGUCCCCUCCAGCUGCCUCAGACAACCCAGCUGACUCCCCACCUCCGGGCCCCCCGGGUCCUCCUGGCCCCUCAGGACCUCCGGGUCCUCCUCGCAAUGUACCAUCGCCGCUCAAUUUAGAAGAAGUCCAGAAGAAAGUCGCUGAGCAGAACGUCAUUAAAGAUGAUUACUUAGAAACAAUCUCAUCUCCUAAAGAUUUUGGGUUGGGACAGAGAGCAACUCCGCCUCCCCCACCACCACCCACCUACAGGACUGUGGUUUCCUCCCCCGGCCCCGGCUCGGGCAGUGGUCCGGGGACCACCAGUGGUGCAUCAUCCCCUGCUCGGCCAGCCACCCCCUUGGUUCCUUGCAGCAGCACGACCCCACCUCCACCUCCUCCCCGGCCUCCAUCUCGGCCAAAGCUACCUCCAGGGAAGCCUGGAGUCGGAGAUGUGCCCCGACCUUUCAGCCCUCCCAUCCAUUCUUCCAGCCCUCCUCCGAUAGCACCCCUAGCCCGGGCUGAAAGCACUUCUUCAAUAUCAUCUACCAAUUCCUUGAGUGCGGCCACCACUCCCACAGUUGAGAAUGAACAGCCUUCCCUCGUUUGGUUUGACAGAGGAAAGUUUUAUUUGACUUUUGAAGGUUCUUCCAGGGGACCCAGCCCCCUAACCAUGGGAGCCCAGGACACCCUCCCUGUUGCAGCAGCAUUUACAGAAACGGUCAAUGCCUACUUCAAAGGAGCAGAUCCAAGCAAAUGUAUCGUGAAGAUUACUGGAGAAAUGGUGUUGUCUUUUCCUGCCGGGAUCACCAGACACUUUGCCAACAACCCAUCGCCAGCUGCUCUGACUUUUCGGGUGAUAAAUUUCAGCAGGUUAGAACACGUCCUGCCAAAUCCCCAACUUCUCUGCUGCGAUAAUACCCAAAAUGAUGCCAAUGCCAAGGAAUUCUGGGUAAACAUGCCAAAUUUGAUGACUCACCUAAAGAAAGUGUCGGAACAAAAACCCCAGGCUACAUAUUAUAAUGUGGACAUGCUCAAAUAUCAGGUGUCGGCCCAGGGCAUUCAGUCCACGCCUCUGAACUUGGCAGUGAACUGGCGAUGUGAACCAGCAAGCACCGACCUGCGCAUAGAUUACAAAUACAAUACAGAUGCAAUGACAACAGCCGUGGCCCUCAACAACGUGCAGUUCUUGGUCCCCGUGGAUGGAGGGGUAACCAAGCUCCAGGCGGUGCUCCCACCAGCAGUCUGGAAUGCUGACCAACAAAGAAUAUUGUGGAAGAUUCCUGAUAUUUCUCAGAAGUCAGAAAAUGGAGGGGUAGGUUCUUUAUUGGCAAGAUUUCAGUUAUCUGAAGGCCCAAGCAAACCUUCGCCAUUGGUUGUGCAGUUUACAAGUGAAGGAAGCACUCUUUCUGGCUGUGACAUUGAACUUGUUGGAGCAGGGUACAGAUUUUCACUCAUCAAGAAAAGGUUUGCCGCAGGAAAAUACUUGGCAGAUAACUAAUAAAGUCUUAUGCAAGGAUUUGGAGAUUCAUAUAAUGGAGAACUAUUGUAUGAGAAACAGGUUUUAAUUUUGGUUUGAUGAAAACAAACCAAAAAUCUGCACUUGGGAUAUAUCUGCUGGAAAUGUCAAUGACUUUCAGCAAUGAUUUCCCUCACAUGAUACCAUGAUGACCAGUCCUACAGUAUUUACUUCUAGGUGUAAUAUUGUUAAUGGUUUUAAAAUGUAAUUAUUGUAUUUGUAAAUUGUACUCAUUCCAGUAAGGCGGUUAGAUACUUGAGUUUUAGCAUUUUACCAUUCCUGAAAUGGAUGUAAUUUAAACUGUGGUAUGUAAAUUUAAUAGUAGUACUGUUGAAUGGCACAAUGCUUACAGAGGUAGAUUGCAUUUUGUCAAUAUAUAAAAUUUAAAUAUAAUAUCGUUAGUUGUCAUAAAGGGGGUGCCACGCACAAAGAAAAUUAAGCAGAACCAGAAAAAAAACUUCCUUUUCUUCAGUCCUUAGUAUGUUUUACUCUAGUGCUUAAUAAAAAUUCUAUCUUCAAAUGUUUAGUGGAUUAAAUUCAGAAACUAUUUCAGAAAACAAAAAAAAAAAAUUCUAAAGUUACAGCAUAUUCAAAGAAAAGCAUUAAUUGCCACUUUUUAAAAAGCUUUUUUUUCAAACUGCAAAUUUCAUAAAAAUGCAAACUGUGUAAACAGGGCCUCUUAUUUUUAUAACUUGUGUAAAAAGGGAAAGCAAUUCAUAUUUAAAGUUUAAGUAUAUGAAAUUAUAAACAAGAAUAAAGAAGAUGUUGAAAUCUUAACUACUCCCCUCCCUUCCACAGAUUACCAGAUCUGGGGACUACUGAAUAAUCAGACUAAAACCAAAAUUGUGGUUUUAAAAUUUCAAGAAUUUCCAUGAUUGAACUGGUUAACAACUUUUGCACAAUAUGUCUAGACAGAGACCCUUCCAUCCAGCAUGGAGAAUUGUACCAAGCAUCUUCCUCAUUACCCACAGGAAUCAAAACACUGACUCUAAAAAAAACAGAAAAAAAGAUUUCAGUCCCCAGUUGAAAUCCAGAAGUAGAAUUUUAAUCAUCAUUUAUAUUAUAUGGGAAGGAAAAAAUAAGCUUUAUAAUUGAAAUUCUAACCACAUUAUUGUGCAAUAAAUUUCCUUUUGGAUAAGAUUCAUUGUAUAUAACUAUAAAUCUUUGCCGUUCUUAGGGAAUCAAACAGAGAGUUAUCAAAAAUGUAUGUUAUGAUUUCAUUGUUGCAAGGUAUAAUAAAAACUGUAAUUAUUCAGUCUGGCCUCAAUAUGGGAAUUCAGGAUGGAGAAGUCCUUCUUCAGGAGUCCCAGCUGUAAAAUCUUCCUUCAUUACAAUCUGAAAACAUGAAUCUUCCUUUAAGUCAUAGAACCUAUUUUAACAUAAACUCAUUCCUGUUCUAGGUUAUACUAUUAAAUAACUAUGAUUAUUAAGUUGUUAUGUUUAUCAUUAGUUGCUAAAUUUUAUUUACAUCAUUCAUAUUUGACAAAGAACUCUAGCCCCUUAAAAUUUUAGAAUCAAAUUAAAUUUUGUAAGCUUACUUUUAAAAUGAAAUUGUGACUGGCAAUUGUUUAUAGUAGAAUUUUUUAAAUUAAUAUUUGUACUCCUCAAUCAGUGCUUGCUACCAAGAGACUGUUCAAAAUGAUCUGUUUUACCUAAGAAGAAGUCUUGCUGUGCAAACAAAUUCUCGAUUGGCUCCCCAAGCAGUCUGAUGUUGAAGUUUUUUGAACAAGUAACUAAUAUAGUUACUUAGUCACUUUAAAGAUAUUCAAUUUUAUUUUGAAAUAAAAAUAGAAAAUGAAACCUUUUAAAUCCCAUAAAACAUGGGGAAAUUUCAAACACUGGAACCAAUGGAGAGUAAGUAGCAGAAAAUUGAGAAUUAUCCAGCAUAUGAAUAUAAAAAUGUGUUUUUAAGAUAUUAAUCCAUGAGAAAACAUAUUAAAUAUUAACACAAAGCAUAUUAAAAAUAUGUAAAUAUUAUUGGUUCUCAUGUCUUGCUCAUUAUAUUUUAUUUUAUACCAUUCUAGAGGGAAUUAGUAAUUAAACACAAGGUUUUCCUUUUCAUAGAAUACUUUUGUUUAUAUUAUAAAAUGUAAUUUAAAAACAGAUUAAAUUAAUCUCUAACAUUAUUCAAAUGUCUCUAGAUACCAAAUUUGAAACUAUGAAGAUAUCCUAUGAUUCCAUAAUUGGUCUUAUGAAACAGAAUAAAAGUCAAUGAUUUCAAAAUUAUUAAUUAAUUUUGAAAUAUUAUUAUUAUUAUUGAAUAACAAGAACCUUAGUAGAGAAUAUAUCCCUUCUUCUUUUGGAAAAUAGGUCAAAUAACAACACAAUAAAUUCAUAUCAGGGAUUUAGAUUUUGGUGGGUUUUUUUUAACCUUGUAGUUUAUAAUCUCCUGUUAUUCUUGUAUCCAUAGUACUAUACGAUAAGAAUUAGUGUUAGGAAAAAUGAUCCUAGACAGUGAAAUUAUAAAAGAAACAUUAGGUCAGGUUCAUUAUCAAUUCCUAAAACAAAAUGUGCUAGUACAUGUUCAGAUUUUUAAUACCAAGCAUUAAAAGAAAAAGAUUUCUCAUUAGCCAGGACACCAUUUCCUGAGUGUUAUGAUUAAAAAGAUUCUGCUCUAACAAGAUAGAAAGUAUGAAUGCUUUAUUUUGCAACAUGGAAAAUGUUUUUUAAAUAAAUUUCAUAUUUUUCAUGUUAUUUUUAAAAAUAAAUUUCUGUUAAGCAUUAGUCUGAAUUUUAUCAUAAUUGGAACAUAUAGUUCCAAACAAUUUAAUUUUAAAUUGUUUUUAAAGCUCUAUUCUUCCCUACACUUACAGUCAAAAUGAAAAUUCACUGUAUAGUAUUUGGAAAUGCAUUUCACCUGUAAAGAAAGAAUGUCUACAUUUCAAAUGGUUUCAAGUGGAUACAGAGGAACCAUCCCUUCCAGAAAGUCAAAUUACAAUUGUUUUACUUUUGUUUUUAUGAAUUUUUACUUAGUGUCAAUCUGCAAAGUGUUUGAGUCCACAAUUACUCAUAUUUCCAUUUCCAAACAUUCAUUUCAAAGAAGCCUGGUAACUAUAUCAGCUCUACCACUAACUCCGUUAUAUGACCUUAGAAAAUCACAGCCCUUUUUAAUUUCUCAGCUUUAGAAUGAGGCAUUGGGAUUGCCAGUGGUUUCCAAGCUUUUCUUAACAGUCACUUUUUUCUACUGAAAUUGCACAUGAAUUCAUUUUAGCAAAAUAACUAAAAUCAAUAAAGGAGUUCUUCCAGCAGUUUAAGUCUGGCUCUCCAGAGCACUGUUUAAAUACCAUAAUAACACAACUCUGAUCUCUAAAUCUCCCACCUCAGAUGUUCCAUGGUUCUACUUGGCUAAAGAGAGAUCCACCUUUGGGGGCUUUACAAUCACAGUACUUGAUAUACAAUAAAAAUUGAUAUUCUCUUGAGUGCCAUAUACCACUCACUAUGGAUGUUAGCUCACUUAAUGUUUAUAUCAACCCCCAAAUGGUACAUACUCUUUUUAAUUAGUAUUUUACAAAUGGUGACAUUGAGUCUUAGAUUAAUAAUUUGCCCAAAGUGACAUAGCAGCUGGAAGUAACCCAGUUAUUUUGACAACAACGGGAGCAAUUGACUUGUUUGACUUAUUCAUUCUAGGAAAUGAACUCUUCUGUUUUAUUUUACUAUACAUAUUUCAUUUGAAUACCCAGGUAAAGGAGGCUAUGAAAAAUUAAUACCAAAAUAGGGAUAAUUCCCAAAGCAAAAUUGUUGGGAAAGAAUAUUUCUCAAAGCAUGAUAUGUGAACCACUUGUUUUAUCAUUUAUUUAACAAGGGCAAUGGUUUUGACUAAGGUAUCACUAUAACCCCAGAGCCUAGAAGAUAGUGGGCAUCAAUAAAUUUAUACUGAAUAAAUAAAUCUGUAGGGGUGGAGUUUAAGAAUAUGUACUUUGACAAGCACCCCAAAUUUGAGAAUCACUGCCCUAGUAGAUCUCUCAAGUACUUCUUAGUUCUGACAUUGCAGCAGAUUUUAGCCAUUCAAUUAUUACUUGAAUACCAUUUUUCUAUUGAGCAUGUUUUUUUUUCCCAUUCAGUCUAUUCAGCUUCCUCCAAUCUUGAAAGAAAACCAAGAGGUAGAGAGAUUUGUUUAGGAAAACACCCCCUUUUUUUUGGAGUUCUUUUAUUUUGUCUCAUAGUGGCCUAACAUGCAUUCUCUCAUUUUCAUUUUUCUGUCCUUUUGUCUAUGUUGUCAAAGAUUAAAAGAAGUAGGGAGGGUGCAAGCUGUCAUGAAAUCCAGAUAAAAUGUCUCCCUUCCUGCCAGGGACACAGACCUCUAACUUGAGUUAACACUAUUUAUUUUGUAGGCCUUUGAACAAUGCUUUAUCAGCAUGGACUAGUGUAAUUCCAAGAGAACUGCACCAAUCAUUUUUGUUUUUGCAUUUUUUUCCUCAAAAUUAUCACAGUCUGUCAAUUAAAGUUGAGUGAUACAGUAAAAUGUACUAAGGAGAUGAGUUUAUGGUUUGUUGGGGUUUUUUUCCUUCUUUCUUUUCUCUAAAAGAUGAUGCAUUUGAGCAAAAUCUCAUUCGAUCUAAAUAUAUUCUUUUUGCUACAUAGUUUUCUGAUCAGGAUUUUUUAAAAAUGGAAGCAUAAUUUUUUAUGAUAUCAAAACUAGGAUUAUCUCUAAAUACUGCUUUAAAAGUUAAUGUAAAAAAAAAAGUUAAUGUAAAGUCAACAUGCUAUUUCCUUAAAAUGAGUCAAAUUAAAUUGUUGAUGUGAAUGAAAAAAUCAGUCUUUGUUACACUGAUUAAAGAGACUGUUCUGGUGAACCACCCCACCUCCUUUAAUGUGUGUGCUUCUCUCUUGAGGCUUUUUUUUGUUUUCCCACUCCUUUCUUUUUCUUUUUUUUCAUUUGGCAAACAGUAGUUAAAUGCCAUUUGCUCAUUGGUGAAUCAAACAUGACUCCCAUUAUAUUACUUUUUGUCCAUUGAAUGCAUGGAGGAAAAAUGAGAUAGGAAUGCAAUGUUUAAUUCCCCAAAUAUAAAAACAAACAACAAAACCCACUAGCAUUUCUAUUUCUUUGAUAUUCUGUCAUCUGCUAUAGGCAAGAAUUGCAUUUUAAAUACAUAAUUGAAUACUAAACAUCCUUUUUGAAAGAAUGUCAAAUGUUAGGGUCUAUUGACUAACAUUGGUCAGACCUCUUACAGUUGCUCAUGUUUAAUAUCUGAUUUUUAUCCAAAAUGAGUAUUCCUAGAAGAGAAUGUCACCUCCCUGUUUGUUGACAUUCACCACAGGGAUAACAACUUAUUCUCUAAGUUUGACUUCUAAAGUUAUUUUUCCUUUGAUUUACAGUAUUUCUAAUUAUCUCCUUUAUCUCUAAGGUAGUACAUUGUCCAUUCUAAGUACAUCUUUAACCUUAUAACAAAAGAUGUUUCAGAGAAAAGCAAACUUUAUGUGUCCCUUAACUGGUAAAAAUAAUAAUAAUAAAGAAAGGAUAAUUUUACUUCAUUCACCGUAUUCUGGUAUUUCCCAAAUCAUGUUCAACACUGCUGCUUCUGGCAAGUGUUCAUUGUGGUCUGAGAAUAAAUGAUCCUAGACCAUAGACCUCACUCCUUGGACAUUGUUAAUUAAUGUUAGUGCUUUAAUGAAGCUUAAGAAAGUUUUGAAUCAAGAAAACACUUUUUUCUAAACACAUUUUGAAGAAACUUCAGAAAAGUUUUGUUUUAUAUAUCUUUCUUUGACUUCAAAUAAUAUAACCAGGAAUGCUUUGAAAAAGAUGCUUUAGGUUUUUUGUUUUAACCCUAAGGAAAAUUUAUGCCACUUUAAAUGAAUUAGUAUCUACUUUAAAGUUCAUUAGUAUGUCUUAGUGAAUUUUAUCACCUAAAACAUUCAAAACAGUAAAAUUGUUUCACUAAUUUUUUUAAGUAUUAUUUUUAAGAUCUGCACCUAUGGGUAUCACAUCAUGCUGCAAUCUGUUGAAGAUGGUCCAGAUUCUUUAUAGAGGGUAAUUAAUACUUGUGAACAAUCCUUGGUAAUACUUUUAUCUAAAUGCUUUAAGAAAUUGAAUCAUGAUGAAUUGAUGCUCACAGCAUUUUUAUAUAAGCUUGUUAGAAAUUAUAUGAAAAACAUUUCAGUUAAACCCAAGAAAAAUGUGCUAUUUAGUAUAGAUUUUGCAAGACUCCUACAUUCUGUUACAAGCAGAGCAUUACAUAGUACUUUUUGCUUUGCUUUGUUUUGCAAAUCAGUUGUUUUCAUGAACAAAGUUUCUUUAAAAAUUCCUGGGUAAACUGUCUGUUAUCAGAGAGAAAAGAGUAAAGCUAAAUCACUUUACAUUUCUCUAAAUACAGUUCAAUUUUUAAUUCAAAGUGUGUGAAUCAGCAUGAUGGAUUAUAAGCCAUUUAUCAUUUUUAAACAUUCCAUUGAAUGAGUAUAUCAUGCAAAUGCUAAUUCCAUCUUACUUGUUCAGUUGUUUAUUACUUCGCUGACCUUUUCUUUUGGAAAAACAAACUUUAGUAUUUUUCAUACAUCUCCACUUUGAAAUAUUUUAAAUAAUACAAAAAAUGACUAGCACUGGGAUCACUGUCCCAAGGUCCAAUGUCAGGUUUUUUCUUGUCCUUAUGAGGUGAUAGGAUGAUAAUUUUUAUAGUUGUGAUUUUGCAGGUCAGUAUUUCAUUUUUGCUUUCUUAAUGGAUAUGCAUGAGAGAGACUGACCUCUGCUUCAUCUCCCUCCUUGUGUCUGUCUCUCUCUCGGUCUAAGGGAGUUGGAACAUUGCUGCUGAAUAAUUUUUCAUGAAAAAGCCAAGUGUUGGUAUGAUAUGUAACUGUCAUCUAUAAGCAGGGCUUCACUACAGGUCAAGCAGUUAUAUGAAGAGCUGGCUUUUAAAACUGUUUGAAGAGUACUGGAUUUCAAUAUACAAAGGAUGAUUUUUUUUCACUUUGCAUAGGAGAAGAUCUAAAAUGGUCAAAUUUUAUUUUUGUGCCUGCUAAGUGGCAAUGUAAGGCAUUUUUUGUACUUUUAACAGUAAGAAAAACUAGGAAAAGAAUCUCAGAGAAAUUUAGCUGUAUUUCUAAAAGUAAUAAAAUUCAGUCAGCUGUCUUUCUUUAGGAAAAUGCUAUUAGUGUAUACUUUGAGUUGGUGGUGGCUUUUAUUUAAAGAUCUCCACGAUAUCUGUAGCAAAAGUAGACAAUGUCUUUCUGACCUUGGAUGGAGUACAUGUUUUCACAAAAUACCUUGAGCAUAAAACAUUUACAAAAAGAAUUGUGGGCUAAAAUACUCAAAAUACUUUGAAAAUCAGUUAAAAUGUUGAUGACUGGCUCUUUUUCCUACAUGUGUAAUUCAACAGAGAAUACUUUAUUCUCAUAGCCGUAACUGCUUUGUCUGUGAUGAAAUCUCUAUUGCUUCUGUGCUGUGCUCAAGAAAAAACCAGCAAAAGAAUCAUGGGUUUGUUCCUUCACAGAACUGCCCAAAGCUCUCUGAUGAGCCAGGGUGAUAUGAAUGUGUAAUACUGACUUCUUGAAGAUAACCAUGAGAACAUUUUAAUGUUACUUGCCUUAUACAUUAGAAAAAACCGUGGGUAUCAUUUUUUGUAAAUAAUGAUUUUUACAAAUGUUUUUUCCUUCAUAAUUUUCCCAAUCACCCAUUUCACAAAAUUCUGAAUAUGCAAUUAUUUAUCAUGGCACACUACUGCACCUAGGGUUCCCAUUUCAGGACAAAGUUUAAUUAUAUGUGAGAACAAAAUCAAAUAUCUCAGUAAAUUGUUAUUUCAAUGUAAUUUUUC